Molecule: messenger RNA, 2848 nt
Organism: Heteronotia binoei (common prickly gecko)
Lineage: Eukaryota; Metazoa; Chordata; Lepidosauria; Squamata; Gekkonidae
Gene: TGFB2
Product: transforming growth factor beta 2
Exons: 7
Coding region: 1331-2566 (411 amino acids)
Biological process (GO): BMP signaling pathway; regulation of cell population proliferation; SMAD protein signal transduction
Cellular component (GO): extracellular region
Molecular function (GO): cytokine activity; type II transforming growth factor beta receptor binding; type III transforming growth factor beta receptor binding
Source: RefSeq, a predicted model, not a curated record
UUGGGAGGCAAACACAUGGUGCGGGAAGACCUUAUAAAUUCUCCCUCUCCCAGCAAGACCGUGAUGUUAUCUGCUGGCAAAAAUUCCCCUCUUCCUAGCAGCAAGGCAAAGCAAAGUGGCUCACAGAAACUCCGAAGGAGCGAAGAGAGAGGAGGAAAGUGAGCCUCCCGGAGCAAGGGCUGCGCUCAAAGCCGAGGCGGAAGGAACAAAACCCAGUCACCUACUCAGGGGGGAAAUGUGCCAAGGCCAGAGAAAAGGGGGCACCAGUCUUGGCAGUCCCCUCUAAAAACCUCGAGGUUGGACAACCGGCAGCCGCUCUGCCUUGUUGACUGUGGCUUGGAUUUUUUUUUUUUUUAAUUGUGGAGGAGGAGGAGGGAACUGCUGGAAAAGUUGCGCAGCCCAGGAGUAGCCAGGGAGGAGGGCGGUUAGCUAGUUGGUUGGCGCAAACGAGAGUAGUAGCGGCCGCCUGCGGGCCACGGGGAAGUCGGCUCCGCUCUGCUCGCUGCCCACGCCACGAGGAGGGGAGGGGGCCCAAAAGGGGAGCUUUGGCGGGAGGGGAGCCAGCCGAGCCACCCUCGUCCUCCACCAGUCUCCGGCGCCUCUCCUGCUAGCGCGCACAUCCACACACGUGGGCGCUUGUCGCCGCUGCUGGACUACAGUCCCUCGCGCCAAAGGGGAGCCGCCGGUCGCCUCCGGGAAGGGGGCUUCCCCCUGGACAGGCUCUCCGGUUGCCAGCCGGUGCCAUCUCGGCCGAGGAGCGAGGGGGGAGCCGAGCUCAGAAGCCCGCCGCUUGAGGGGCGCCAGCUGUCUCCUCCACCACCCAACUCCGGGCGCUCUCUAAGAACAUUCCGGACGAACGUGAUCCGUCAGGGCUUUAUCAUCAAGAGCUAUUUUCACAUGUAAAAGAGGGUCAAAGCAAUCGUUCUUUCCUGUUUGAAAUCUAUGCCGUGAUAGCAGCCUUAAAAAAAAAAAAUCUCGCAACCUGUUGCAUGUUUCUGUUGUUUGCACUCUCAUCAACCUGUUGCAGUUUUUAAUAGCGAUUGCAGGGUCUCACUCGCCAUCUGCUGCAAACGGUCGCUCGCAUUCUUUGCACCGGGAAUUGUGACCUGUAGCGCUCGGAAUCUUGCAACUUCGGACCAGCAGACCGGUGCCCGCUGGUGUUCGGACUGGCGAUCCGCUGCAUUUUUUUUUAAACACAGAUUUUUUUUAAAAAGCUUCAACUUCCUUUGCACGUUGCCACUUAAGAAACCGAGCGAAGUAUCCCACUCACCUUUUGGGGGAAAGGAAGAGAAGCGCGAUUUCCUUGUGGGUUGUUGCUUCAUUCUCUAAAAUGCACUGCUAUCUUCUGAGCGUCUUCCUCACCCUGGAUCUUGCCACAGUGGCCUUCGCCUUGUCUACCUGCAGCACCCUCGACAUGGAUCAGUUUAUGCGCAAGAGGAUUGAAGCUAUCCGAGGGCAGAUCCUGAGUAAACUGAAACUCACCAGCCCUCCGGAAGAGUUCCCGGAGCCCGAGGAGGUUCCCCCGGAGGUCAUUUCAAUCUACAACAGCACAAGGGACCUGCUGCAGGAGAAGGCGAACCACAGGGCGGCCACUUGCGAAAAGGAGCGGAGCGAGGAGGAAUAUUACGCCAAAGAGGUUUACAAAAUUGACCUGCCGUUUUUCCAUUCUGAAAACAAGAUUCCACAAAAAUCACCGCAACCCAGCGCCUAUUUUAAACGAGUGAGAUUUGACGUCUCAGCAAUGGAGAAAAAUGCUUCCAACCUCGUGAAGGCAGAGUUUAGAGUCUUUCGCUUGCAGAAUCCAAAGGCUCGAGUAUCAGAACAGCGGAUAGAAUUGUAUCAGAUUCUCAAAAGCAAAGACCUAACAUCACCAAUGCAACGUUACAUUGAUAGCAAGGUAGUUAAAACGAGAGCCGAAGGUGAAUGGCUGUCUUUUGACGUAACUGAUGCUGUACAUGAAUGGCUCCAUCAUAGAGACAGGAAUCUUGGAUUUAAGAUAAGUUUGCAUUGUCCGUGCUGCACAUUCGUGCCUUCAAAUAAUUAUAUCAUCCCAAACCAAAGUGAAGUACUAGAAGCAAGUUUUGCAGGUCUUGAGGACUACCACAGUGCUGAGAAAACUUUAAAGUCCAAUAGGAAAAAAUACAGUGGGAAGAACCCACAUCUUCUGCUAAUGUUGUUACCCUCCUACAGACUUGAGUCGCAACAGUCCAGUCGACGGAAGAAGCGUGCUCUAGAUGCUGCCUAUUGUUUUAGGAAUGUGCAGGAUAACUGCUGUCUGCGACCAUUUUAUAUUGACUUCAAGAGGGAUCUUGGAUGGAAAUGGAUACAUGAACCUAAGGGAUACCAUGCAAAUUUCUGUGCAGGAGCUUGUCCCUAUUUAUGGAGCUCAGAUACUCAGCACAGUCGAGUACUUAGCUUGUAUAACACCAUAAACCCAGAAGCAUCUGCAUCUCCAUGCUGUGUAUCCCAGGACCUAGAACCCCUCACCAUCUUGUAUUACAUUGGCAAAACGCCCAAAAUUGAACAGCUUUCUAACAUGAUUGUAAAGUCUUGCAAGUGCAGCUAGAGAAUACUCCGGGACAGCACAGUGUGUGCAUUUCCCCCCCCCCUCUGGAAAAAAGGAGGAAACAAUAUGAUUUCAAAGAGGAAGAAACAAAAGAAUACAUAGGAUCAGCAGUGUUUCAAAAAGGAAAACAAACAAAAAGAAGGGUACUUGUCUGAAAUGUUUUGAGAGUUUGUUUCAUUGUUUCGGUUACUGUUUUACUUUAAACUGGCAUCUGAAGCGAAACCGUGAAGUCCUUAUCCAACAUUUCACCUACUUGGUUAUUGAGGUAGACAAGAAACAUUU